AUGAGUUCUUUUGAGAANAAGGUUAAAAAGGAAGCAUAUAUGAUGGAAACUAAUCAAAAUCUUCAUGUUGGUGUUAAACAUGACUUCGACCUAAACAAGCUUCCGGAGAUACAUGAUUUCGAUUUGAACAAGCUUCCAGAGACAAAGGAAGGAGUAGAUAUGGCGGAAAUUGAUCAAUCAGCUGAUUUGGAGAAUCUAAACGUCAAAAAUAAAUUUGAUUUGAACAAGAUUCUCGAUGAUGGUGCAACGCCCUAUCCAGAAUAUAAUGAAGCUAUCGAAGAAAUGCUCAGGAUUUUGCUUCCUGCGUAUUUUAAGAUUUGA
This is a messenger RNA of Arabis nemorensis, 321 nucleotides long. NCBI's taxonomy places the organism in Eukaryota, Viridiplantae, Streptophyta, Magnoliopsida, Brassicales, Brassicaceae. The record is from the annotation of a GenBank genome assembly.